Molecule: messenger RNA, 3523 nt
Organism: Megachile rotundata (alfalfa leafcutting bee)
Lineage: Eukaryota; Metazoa; Arthropoda; Insecta; Hymenoptera; Megachilidae
Gene: Pten
Product: phosphatase and tensin-like protein
Biological process (GO): phosphatidylinositol 3-kinase/protein kinase B signal transduction; phosphatidylinositol dephosphorylation; cell motility
Cellular component (GO): plasma membrane; cytosol; cell projection
Molecular function (GO): phosphatidylinositol-3,4,5-trisphosphate 3-phosphatase activity; protein tyrosine phosphatase activity
Source: RefSeq, a predicted model, not a curated record
UAAAGGAUGGAAAAAUAUGGGGAAAAAUGGAAGGCGCAUGCGCAAAGAAAACAAUACUAACAGAGUAUCUCCGUGAGCAACGCACAGCAACGAAAGUUUCCGGGAAUGAAACUUCUAGGAGCGCAAAGUCUCUGAGACCUACAGGCAGCAGGUUGAAUAAUAAAAUCUCAGAGCAUAUUUCGGCGUCGGUAACACCCCUCCAUGUUUGUCUGGAGGAACAAAGAGGACCAGAACUGGGCUCUCGAGACGUCUCGGCUUAUAGGCCACAGACAAAAAAAUUGUGUGAAAAACAGGAAACAGAGGAGAGGUACGACGAAGAAGAAGAGGAAACUGAAAUCAUUGGAGCCGAAGCAGAAAAUUUGAAAUUUAGUCAGCCGAGCAUGGCCAACACUAUCAGUAAUAUGAAGAUGACUAACCGUAUUAAGGGGCUCGUAAGCAAACGUCGUAAACGAUUUACGGAGGACGGUUUUGACCUUGAUCUCACAUAUAUAAGGGAUGAUUUGAUAGCAAUGGGUUUUCCAGCAGAGAAGUUGGAAGGAGUAUAUAGGAAUCACAUAGACGACGUCGUUAGAUUGUUGGAAUCCAAACACAAAGAUCACUAUAAAAUUUACAAUCUAUGUUCCGAAAGAUCUUAUGAUUUUAAGAAGUUUAAGCAGAGGGUAGCUACGUACGCGUUCGACGAUCAUAAUCCACCGAUGUUGAAUCAGAUCAAGCCAUUUUGCGAGGACGUGCACGAAUGGCUUUCGCAGCAUAAAAAGAACGUAGCGGUAGUCCAUUGUAAAGCGGGUAAAGGUCGAACGGGCGUAAUGGUUUGCUGCUACCUUCUUCACAUUAAACAAUUUCUCACUGCCACAGAAGCCCUUAACUUCUAUGGAACUAAAAGGACACACGAUAGGAAGGGGGUAACAAUACCUUCUCAGAGGAGGUACGUAGAUUAUUAUGCUACUCUCGUGCAAGAAGGAUUGAAUUAUCAACCAGUUACAUUAUUAUUACGAAAAAUACAACUGGAUCCAGCACCCAUUUUUCACGGAGGUCAAGGAUAUUUGGAGUGUAUUAUAUCGGAAUCGAAGAAAAAGAUAUUUAGCUCCGACAUAGUGGAAGUACGGAAAGGAAUGCAGAACGUUAGCAUCCCGUUGAAGCACUGUAUAGCGUUGACGGGGGAUAUACGAGUCGAUUUCUUUAAUAGACCAAAAAUGAAACGAAAGGAGAAGUUGUUUCAUUUUUGGUUCAAUACGUUUUUCGUGCGAGAUUACUUAACGUCGGAGAACGAUAACGGAGAGUUACCGGUCGAACGUUCUACGAGGGCAUUGAGUUGCGACGGUACAACGAUGGAAUUACCCAUGGUUAUGUCGCACAUGAAACCCAGAGCUGGGUCGCUAGCUAGUCUCGGAUCCAUGCCACCUACUCUUGUUUUAAGCAUAGAUAAAUGGGGUUUAGACGACGCGCACAAGGACAAACAUCACAAAGCGUACAGCGCAGAUUUCAGGGUUAGUUUAUUUAUGCAUCAAAUGGGUGGUAAUAUAGCGCAAACUGUAUCAGCGACGACGAAUAGAACGGGAGAAAUGCAAACGGGUGUACAGAUAGGAAUGGGAGGACAAGAGAGCCCUAGCGAGUCGAGCGAAGCGGAUAGCAGCGAAUGCGACACGACCGGAGAUACAACGGGAGACGAGGACGGGGAAUCUGGAAACACCGUGUAUAGAGUACAAAAGAUGGAACGGCAAGAACAGUGUCAGUCGCAGUCGCAAACGCAAUCGCAAUCGCAGCAAUUUAAAUUUAUUAUCACAGGUAUGCAUCUCUUUCGUGGAUUCGUCGCAGACGAUUAUUUUCUUUUUCCUUUCAUUUUUCUUCUUUCUUCUUUCUUCUGUUGCUCUUUAUACAUUUGUUUCGCUGUAAUGAACGCGCGCCGAUGAAAUGUUUACGUGACUGACGCUGACUCUGCUUACAGGGGAGUCGACGUAUUUGUGACUUUGAAAACUAGACUGGUACGACGAGCGAGGAUCGAUCCGAGCUAAGCUCUCUUCUCAAGAACGCUCCCGCCUGACUGCAACGCAUCGCUCGAUCACGAGCAACUCUGUCUAUGCCUGCCAGUUCAUCGCCACACGCGACGCGUAUCCUUAUUCCCUUUAGCCGUUGCGCCGCGCCCUUCGCGUUUCCUUCAUCUUUUUCUCUUGUUCGCUUCCCUUACUUUCUGCUCUCCUCGAACUCGGAUAUUUUUAUCGUUCGCUAUACUUUUAUCGCCUUUCGUCGUAUACGCGACCACGUUAUUUUUCGUCGAAAGACGAAAUCGCAGAAACAAAACGAACGAUUCUUGAACGCGUUUCGACGUGUGCUCGACGAACCUUGCCGGGUGAUCUUCUUUUCGAUUUUAAUUUAUCGGGACGCGGUAUUUUAUAUUUUCUUACCGAAGCUUUUUAUCGCGUGGGACGACAUAGUUUUUUUUUUUUAUUCUUAUCGAGCAAUAUCGAUUUUAAACGUUGAAUUCGUAUCUCGUAUCGUUCGUUUGUCCGCGCUGUCCGAAUCGCUGCGCGUUCGGACAUCGAAACGACUCUUCUUUUCUCGUCGUUGUUUCCGCGCGUGUACGCCUAUCGUUAAGAGGUCUUUCUCGUCGCGGAACGAAUUCGUUUGCCCGGUACGAUACGGACGGUGAACGCGGUUACCGUCGCGCUUCGUUGUAAUCGCCGAUUAUCGCUAACUAUCGCGAAUAGAGAAAGAAAAGAUAGAGAAAAAUAGUAAGAAGAAAGAGGAGAAGGAAAAUUCGCGUUGGGAAAAUGUUUGGCGAAUCCGCGAUCGAAGUAACGAGAAGACGCACGAGUUACCGGAAGCCGAACCGGGGCCAACAAGUUUCAAACUUUCCGCGCGUUGUCGGAUAGAAAUUAUAGAUGCGGUUAAUUAUUGUAAGAUGUAUUUAUAGAAAUAUGCGAACACUUUCUCGAAACACAAAGUACAAAAGUAACACGAUCGGAUCUCAAACGUUUCGAAAUAAUUGCGCUUGCUUCUUUAAGAGUACGUAUACUUAAGAUAUUUUAUAUAAUCGUUAUUAAGCAAUUAGUCGAAAGUUGACAAGUAUUGUACAAAACUGUUCCAUCGAUCUCUCGAACGUCGUUACCGUUAAUCGUUAAUCGUUAAUCGUUAAUCGUUAAUCGUUAACGCGACAAAGGCAAAUCGAUCGGAGUAAAAAAUAUUUGGCGGGCGACCCGAAGGCGUCCCGUCGCGCGUUCUUAGCAAUCUCCUGAACGAUCGGUUUAUUUCGAACGAUCGUAGCGCGUCUCGUCUCGCUUCGCGAACUUCACACACGGCACGCAAAGUCGGACGAAAAGUAAAUAAAACUAUGAAAGGAAAGUAAACGAAGCUAAAGAACGAUAUAAAUCGUAGAAUCGCGAGAGAGUUAGAGCGCCACGAUCGUUCACGGAAGCUAUAGUUUCGAUAUUCGAUCGAAACGCUCGGACGAAACGACGUCGGUUCGCUACGUUACAAUUUGUAAAAAUGGAAAUACCGUACAAUACAGAGGUACAAGUCUACUCUA